Messenger RNA from Folsomia candida, 1161 nucleotides. RefSeq lists its product as uncharacterized. The transcript is spliced from 6 exons. The coding region runs from base 152 to 832 and encodes 226 amino acids. The record is from RefSeq and is a predicted model, not a curated record. NCBI's taxonomy places the organism in Eukaryota, Metazoa, Arthropoda, Collembola, Entomobryomorpha, Isotomidae.
ACCCACCAUUCACUUCUCCCUUUAGUCCCAUACAUCUGCACCUCCAAGCAGGUCAAGUCUCCCAAGAACUGUAAUUAUUUUACUAGUUCCUGAUAAAAAUUCGCCCCCCCUUCGUCGAGGUCACCCCAUCAAAACCAAAUCCCGUCACAACAUGGACUACACUAAACUGUCAAAAGACGACCUGGAGAAAGAAGAACGACGAUUGAGGGACCUGGCUGAACCCAUAUAUGCAUCAUUUAGGGAGGAUAAACGUAGAAUAAGAGAAGAAUUCAAACAACGAAUUGCAGAACGUACCGCUACAUAUAUAAAUGAUCGAAGUCUAUUCAAUACACAACUAAAUUUGAUUGACCAGGAGUGGAAGAACCGCAAAGAACUAGCUGCUUCUGCAAAAACUGCUGAGCCUCAAAGGAAAAAACACAAGCAAGCAAGCCAAGGACCAACAGGGGAACAACAACCCCCUCCUGAUGUGUGUGUCAACCCUGAACCACAAAUAGGAACCCAGUCGACCCAAGCAGCAACAGGUGGUGGAAGUACCAUUACCGGGGUUACGUCUGUCGCUAUCGGUGGUGGGCCUGGUCCAUCCGUGUCCACAAUUAAUUUAAGUCAAAUGGAGCCCCACAUGCGAAAGAGGUCCGCAUCGGUGGACAGUGAUUCUGGAGGAAGUCCAUGGACUUUCGAAAAGGGGACAGGACUGUCGCCCCCAUCCCCUCAGGAGGGUAAAAUCCUAGACGAGCUGCCACCCCCAAAAUGUCUGAGUCCCUUGACACGCCACCACCUCCUGAAGAAACCAAACCCGCGGACGACGAUAAUUCCCCGCUUGCCUUCCCAUUAGUUACUUAGAGCCGGAAAUGAGUCAACUCCAACCUUUUAGAUUGUACUGGAAAUUUGAAUUUUGUGCCACCUCGUUUUUUGCAUUGUAAAUAUGUACAUACAUUAAUAUUCCUUUCAUUCUUGUCUGAAGAACAACCUCUUUUGGUUCUUAAUUCGUCAGAAGAGACAUUCAUUUAUUUUUAGAGGGAUUUAUAUCCAUGUCCUUUUGCUUCGUGUUCACGUUUGUGUGAAGAAUUCUCUUUUAUCGCACUAGUUCUUCUACAUAUGAGCAUGUGUAUUUGUGGCAAAUAUAGUGGUUCAUUAGAAUUUAAAAUUCCCUACCUUGUAAUG